CCAAAAUAUACAACAACAUCUCUGAUCUGACAUGAUUGCUUUAUGAGAAGCAUUUAUAUAUGUAGCCCUCAAAUCCCAAUCACUAAAAGAUCUUUAAUUUGUUUGUUAAGAAAAGUUCCUCCAUUCCCUAAGACCCCAAGAAUGGGAAACCUAUAUGAUAAUAGGCUAACAGUGUCUGUAGAUGAGUUAUAUUUCAAUGCUGAAAACAGUAGCAUCAACAAGAGGGGGAGGAUGGGAAGGAGGAACUAUGAUGCUGAUGACACAGUAGUGUACAAAUCCAAGAACCUUGAGACUGAAAGGAGGAGGAGACAGAAGCUGAGUGACAGGCUCUUGAUGCUGCGCUCCUUAGUCCCCAUCAUCACAAAUAUGAACAAAGCAACAAUAAUUGAGGAUGCCAUCACUUACAUUAAGAACCUUAAAGACAAAGUUGACAGUCUCACCCGAGAGCUUCAGGAAAUAGAAGCAACAUCGGAGACAACACUUGUAGAACCAAAGACUAAUGAGACUAACAAUGGUGAAGCCAUGAAAGAAUGGGGGAUAAAGGAAGAGGUGAGAGUGACCAACAUUGAUGGAAAGAAGCUGUGGUUGAAGCUGAUCAUCGAGAAGAAGAAGGGAAGGUUCACACAGUUGAUGGAUGCCAUUCAUUCGUUUGGCAUAGAGCUCAUAGACACAAAUGUUACAACCAUGAAAGGAGCACUUUUGAUCACAGCUUCUAUACAGGGCAUGGAUGGUGAAGCACUUGUGGUUCAGCAAACCAAAGAGUUGAUGCUAGAUAUUAUCAACUCCACACACAGCUAUUGACAUUUUUAUUUUUAUUUUUACUUGUUCAUUUGUUCAUCAAUUCAUGUAUUAAAUGAUGAUAUGAAUUAACUCAUUAAGAGAG
Molecule: messenger RNA, 883 nt
Organism: Arachis stenosperma
Lineage: Eukaryota; Viridiplantae; Streptophyta; Magnoliopsida; Fabales; Fabaceae
Product: transcription factor DYT1
Exons: 4
Coding region: 43-801 (252 amino acids)
Biological process (GO): regulation of DNA-templated transcription
Cellular component (GO): nucleus
Molecular function (GO): sequence-specific DNA binding; DNA-binding transcription factor activity; protein dimerization activity
Source: RefSeq, a predicted model, not a curated record